Capsicum annuum is the source of this 2766-nucleotide messenger RNA. Its product is annotated as putative disease resistance protein RGA3. Gene Ontology annotation, molecular function: ADP binding. Lineage: Eukaryota; Viridiplantae; Streptophyta; Magnoliopsida; Solanales; Solanaceae. The record is from RefSeq and is a predicted model, not a curated record. The transcript is spliced from 7 exons. Gene Ontology annotation, biological process: defense response to other organism. Bases 1 to 2766 code for a protein of 921 amino acids.
AUGGCUGAAAUUCUGUUCAAUCUCGCUGCUGAAAUCUUGAAAAGCUUGGGUUCUCUUGCUACUGAAGAAGUAGCAUCUAUUUAUGGACUACGCGAUGAGCUUAAAAAUCUUUCUGCUACUGUUUCUUCCAUCCAAGCCGUACUCAUUGAUGCAGAGGAGCAGCAGGGGAGUAGCAACCUGAUAAGUCAUCGUCUCAAGUCUAUUCGACGAGACCUAGAACUAAUUGCAAAAGAUAAGGCCUCCUUAUACCCAGUUGAAAGGAGGGAACCUUUUCUUCGGGAGCCUUAUUCAGUCCAAUUCAAUUUGGAUAGAGAAACUUAUUCAUUUGUGCCUGAAGGAGAAGUAAUUGGAAGAAAUGAUGAUAAAAAGAAAAUUGUGGAUUUUCUUUUGGAUUCUAAGGUUGAAGAGAAUGUUGUGGUCAUAUCAAUUGUUGGUCUUGGGGGGCUAGGAAAGACCACACUCGCACAAUGUGUGUUUAAUGAUGAAAUGGUUAAGGAGAAUUUUGAAAAAAACAUUGUGGUGCAAAACGAGCUUAGGAGAAUGCUUGAUGGAAAGAAGUAUUUGCUAGUGCUCGAUGAUGUGUGGAACGAAGAUCCUUUGAAAUGGCCGAGACUGAAGAAUAUGUUGAUUGGUGGAGCAAAGGGAAGUAAGAUUUUUCUGACUACUCAUUCAGACAUGGUGGCGGAAGUUUCAGGAAGUGCUCACCAACAUAAAUUAAGAGACCUUUCAGAGGAAGAAGCAUGGAUAUUGUUUGAAAAAAUGGCAUUUGGAUGUAACAAAGAGAGCGAAAAUUCGAAUUUGGUGGAAAUAGGAAAAGAAAUUGUGAGAAAGUGUGGAGGAGUUCCUCUUGCAAUAAGGUCAGUAGGAAGCCUACUACGCCUUAAAAGAACGGAGGAUGAGUGGAUAUAUUUCAAAAACAAAGAUUUGUCAAGUAUCACACGAGGAGGAAAUGAUGAAAUGGUCAUUUUGCGAUUGAGCUAUAAUCACCUUCCUCAGCAUUUAAAGAUAUGCUUUGCAUAUUGUUCCCUCUAUCCAAAGGAUUUCAAAAUUGGUAGAUUUGAUUUGAUUACCAUGUGGAAUGCUCAAGGCUUUAUUCAAGCAACUACUAGCAACACAGAUAAUGUGGAGGAUGUUGCAAAUUCAUAUUUCAUGGAUUUGUUAAGAAGGUCAUUGUUUCAAGAAACUGAAGAACAUGAAUCGUUUAUGCAAUUUUACAAAAUCCAUGAUCUUAUUCAUGAUCUUGCGAUAGAAGUUGCAGAUAGGGACUUCUUCAAUAUCACUAAAACUGAAGAUACAGAAGUUCUACCAGAACAAACUCUCUAUGCUUCUUGUUUAUUCAAGAUUGAUGGUUCAUCAGCAUUUCCCAAUUCAUUCUAUAGGAAGCAUAUGAAGUUGCGUGCAUUUAUUUUUCUAAAUCAAUCUUCAAUCAAUGUCCUUAGCAAUUCAACUUUAGAGAGAAUGAUUUCAAGUUUUUCACGCUUGCGUCUCCUACAUCUAGGUCACCUGAAGAUAGAGUUUCUGUCUCAAUAUUUAGGUGGGCUGAAGCAUCUAAGAUAUCUCUGUAUAUCUUCUUGGAGCAUUUCUACUUUACAAAAUUCCAUCACAAAAUUGCAUAAUCUACAAGUUCUGAAGUUGGAUGAUUGUGGAAAACUCAAAUAUUUGCCAAGAGAUAUUUGGAGAUUGGUGAGCCUUCGACGUUUGUUGAAAAGUCUCAUGCAUUUAGAUUUAGAUGAUUUCUCAUCCCUGGAAGAUAUGCCACCUGGAAUUGGUCAAUUGACAUAUCUACGGACGUUGACAAGUUUUAUUAUGGGCAAAGAAAGUUGCAUAUCUGGUCAGGAAAGUGAUAAGUUGAAUGAACUAAAAGGCCUUGUUGAUCUCAGAAAUAGCUUAAGAAUUAAAUUCAUGGGAUGUGUCCGUGCAAUUGGAGAAAGAACACCGACGGGUGUAGUGAAAAGGAUGAAGCAUCUUCGACAGCGGAGUGUAGAGUUUGAAUAUGGAAAUCACGGGGAUGUUGAUCCUAGAGCUGAUCUAAUGAUGUUGGACGCCCUGCAGCCUCACCAAAAUAUUGAAAAAUUGCGAAUAGAAAAUUACAGUGGGUCAAUGUUUCCAAGUUGGUUGAUGGUUGAGAAUCUUGGCAUUUUGCUGCCCAAGCUUAUUCUUGCACUACGAAAUCUGGGCGGACUUGAAGGUUAUGAUGAUAAAUUCAUGCAACCAUCAAAGACACCUUCAGAUGAACGCUUUUACUUCUCUUCCCUAAAACAACUUGAACUGAAAGGAAUAAAUGAGAAGAUAUUGAAGAAAAUUCUUUGCCCACCCCCUCAUUAUCCUUAUCCUCUUUGCAAUUUGAAACGAUUGUUCCAUGCUCGACUUGUCCAACAAAGAACAAUGCAAUUUCAAGCCCCAGGGAACUUAUCAGCUUUUAGAGUUGUUUGGCUUGACAAGCUAAUGUCACUUCCACUAUGGCUCCGACAUUUCUCAGCUACUUUGAAAUCAAUAAACCUUUUUUCAUGUCCUAACUUCACAACAAUUCCAGAAUGGAUCGGCGACUUCAUUGCCCUUAAUCGGUUGGAGAUUGCUAAUUGCAGAAUGUUGACAUCCUUUCCAGAAGGCCUGCGAUCUCUCACAGCAUUGCAAACGCUAAAUAUUUUUUGGUGUUCAUCAAUCCUGAUGAAGAGAUGCAAGAAGGAAGUAGGAGAGGACUGGCCUAAGAUUGUUCACAUCCCAACUGUUGACAUCCAAGAUUCCGGACCCGGAUGGAUUUCCUGA